UCAAAAAAUCCGGGUCUGUUUUUUCCUGUUGAGCAACAGAAGCAGCAGCGGCAGCACUGUGGAGAGGUCCGUCACAUGACUGCAGGGAUAUGGAGGCGGUUUUCCUCAUGCCCUGAGUUUGAUUAAACUAAAAUCACAUCAUAUUUUCGGCGCUACGUUGUGCCACGCAGACUGAGGUGUUUGCCUUCUCAGGACAGCCAUGGAGAGAUUAGAGGCUACAUCACAGCUCCAGUCACGGCUUUCAUCACUGUCUUUCUCAUCUUUCCCCGGAGUAACAGCCAAACAGUGCGACAACACGCCACCGGACAGGCUGCAGAAUACAAAUCUUUCAGAGAGCUUUACUCAGUCCAAAGACAGUAUGGAUGACACCAAGGAGGAUUCAGGACGUCUUUCUGAGCCUUGCACCAAUUUAACCCUGAUGUGUGUGCAUAUUGAGGGUAAUGAAGAGGCCCCUGCUGAGCUGGCCCUUGGGGAAGGAGGCGAGGAGAACAGCAGUGCAGGGAGCUGUCAGCUCUCCGCCGAGAUGAAAGCCCAGAUGCCGCCCCUGAACCCCCCGACAACUUGGACAUCUGCUGCUGUGAAGGAGUUAAAGGCGAAGCUCCGAACAGAGAAGGACAGUGUGGUGACGGUGUACCGAGGCGACAUCAUGACGGUCCACGUGCCCACCGUGCCCGAAGCCAAUAAAGUGUGCUGGGAGUUUGCCACAGACGGCUACGACAUUGGCUUCGGCAUCUAUUUUGACUGGACUCCCGUGACGAGCCGGUCCAUCACGGUGCACAUCAGCGAAUCGAGCGAUGACGAGGACGAAGAGGAGGAGCUCGAAGGGCCUGUCGGCAACGGGGACAUCGAGAAGGGCUCCAAAACUCACACCAACUCUAACUUGUCUGAAAUCCUCCCCGUGUACCGCCAGGACAGCCACCUGUCUGUGCAGGGGGGGAGCCACGAAUUUCCAGGUGAAGGCACUUAUCUCCUGAAGUUUGACAACUCCUACUCCCUUUGGCGAAAUAAAACACUUUUCUACAGGGUUUAUUACAGUGCCUGAGACGCCAGUUUAUCACUUAUGAAUGUACAAUUUACUGAAGAACAAUGAACUAUUUUUGAUUCCACACUUGUCGGGGAAGGGAUGGGGGGGAGACAUAAUUGAAAUUCUAAAGUAAAAUAGAAAAAAAAAAUAUAUAUAUAUAUGUAUAGGGAUAUCUAUUUUUUAUCACCGUCCGCUUCUGUUGUCUCUUGUUGAAUUUAAGUUUCUAAUCCCACAGAUUUCAAACGCUUCAGUGUCUUGCUAACAUGUGUUUGAAGAAGCCUUGCAUAUGUGCCAUUUUUCCCAUGUGUGCACCGUGCUAUUUGGUCAAGUGCCCAUCAUAAAAUAUCUAUUGUCUUCACCUGUAACAGAUCUAUGGUAGCAGUGAUCAGGGAAGGCCUGCACGGGUAUAACUGUGUUAAAUCAGCUAUGAUCUAAAGAAAGAAGUUUUGUGUGCGUGUGUGUGAGCGAGCUUGUGCACCUUUUCUUUCUUAUUAUUCUUAUUGCUUUGUCUUUGUUACCAACCUAACUUAUUUUUUUCUUGUCUGUAUUGAUCCUAAUCAUGUGAGGUUUCAGAUUAUGUAAAUUCAGAGUAUGGCGAUGUCUGCUGUCACAGUGGUGUGUUGGUUUAAAAAAAUAUAUAUAUAAAUAUAUAAGUCGAAUGUACUGAAGCAAGUGGUAAUCAGACUGUGCUUUUUAUGACACAAUUAAAAGCCAUCCCUUAUCACAUGAAGCUCUCGUUAUGUAAUAAAAAAAUCAAUAUUUACAUUUGACUUGCACACUUUCAUUAUGUUUGGAGGUAGAUUAUUUUUUGUGCACAAGUCUAUCUAAGAAAUAAGUUACUGUUUUGUUUUUAGUCUUUUUGAAAAAAAAAUCUUUCUUUCCUCAUUUCAAUCACUCUUUGUGCAUCUUCCAAAGAUUUCACAGAUCUGGCUGCUGACGUUGUAUACAGCAUACUGUAAAGCAACUGAUACUGUACUGUACUAAACCGUCACUGUAAGUUCUGCUGAUGGCAUCAAAUCCUGAAAUUUCUAAUUCCACAAUAAACAGACCAUUGUCUCAUUUCCUUUGUGGUUAAUUGAGACGAUUAGAUAAAACCAGCAUGAAUCAUGGUUGAUUGCUGGACAGCUUGAGGAGAAAAAUAAAUAAAAAAAUGGCCAGCCAAAGCUGCGCAUUUCACCCGAGACCCCGUCAUUUCAUAACAGUCUCGCUGCACAUCCAGGAUUAGAAAGCACUUCAGGGUGGCCCCUUGUGUUUCCAUUAAAUUGUGACAUUAGGGGAUUGAUGUAAUAGUUGCACAGAGGUGCUGAUGAAACCAGGUUUUAUUUUCAGUUCUCCCUUAAGGCCCCUCACAAUCUUAAGACGCAGCUAGUCUUACUUGGGCUUUACUGGAUUUUUUUUUUGGUUUUUUUUUUUAAAGAAAAAGCAAAUUAUCAAAAUUUAUGGAAAGCUCAAUAUCAUCAAAUUCAUUAUUUAUUCAAUUAACUUCACGGAAAUAUAAAGAUUUACUAGAUUCUAACAUAAUAAACAUUAUCUACAAGCAUAUGAUGGUCGAAUCCUAGUUGGCAUCCAAAAGCUGUUUAAAAAACAGGGAUAAUAAAUACAAAUGAA
Messenger RNA from Oreochromis niloticus (Nile tilapia), 2632 nucleotides. It is a transcript of the gene tmed8, whose product is annotated as transmembrane p24 trafficking protein 8. NCBI's taxonomy places the organism in Eukaryota, Metazoa, Chordata, Actinopteri, Cichliformes, Cichlidae. The record is from RefSeq and is a predicted model, not a curated record. The transcript is spliced from 6 exons. Gene Ontology annotation, cellular component: Golgi membrane. Bases 200 to 1042 code for a protein of 280 amino acids.